CAAAAUAAACUCAUUAUUAAUUGUAUUAUUUUAUUUUCUAUGGUUUAGGGUUUCUAGCAGGGAAGAAAUGGGACGGGGAAAAACGAUGCGACGCCAAGGGAGGGACAAGCGCUGCGCGUCGUCGCUCGUAGACGAAGAAUUCCAGCAGCCUACGACGUCUGCCGCACCAGAUCCCGAGGAUGAUGCGGGGAAGAAGAAGAAAUUCCCAUUCCCUCUUGCUAUGUGGGACUUUGAGCAAUGCGACCCGAGAAAAUGUACUGGGAAAAAACUCUCUCGUUUUGGCUAUGUCAAGGAACUUCGUGUACAUCAAAGAUUUGCUGGUGUGGUUUUGAGUCCUGUGGGGCAAAAAUGUAUAUCACAGGAGGAUGCAGCACUGGUCGAGGAGCGUGGUCUUGCGGUUAUAGAUUGUUCUUGGGCCAAGCUCGAGGCCGUGCCUUUUGGCCACCUUCGAAGUGGCUCAGCCCGUUUAUUGCCAUGGCUUGUUGCUGCCAAUCCAACAAAUUAUGGCCGGCCUUGCAAGCUAUCGUGCGUAGAAGCUCUUACCGCGGCACUGGUUAUUUGUGGAAAAGAAGAGCUGGGGACAGAGCUUCUGAGCAAGUUCAAAUGGGGCCAUGGGUUUCUGUCGCUCAACAGCAAGCUUCUCAAACAGUAUGCAAAGUGUAAAAACAGUGGAGAGGUCGUGGCAGUACAGAAUAGCUGGCUUAGCAGCUCCGAGAAAUCAGAGAAAAGCCAAGAACAAGAUCAAGAGCAAAGCAGCGACAAUGACGACGAGCUCCCACCUCUUCACAGAAACAUGAACCGCGUCGACUCCGAUGAAGAACCGGACACCGAGAACGAGACAAGGGACGACGAAAACGAAGAUGCAAACAAAGCAACUAAGCACAUUUCCUUACAGUGGCAGAGCCUCUCUGUAUCGGAGGAGGACGCGAGCAAAGAGACAAAAGCGCCAGGCCACUGCUCAUAAAAAUUCGGGGCGACAAAAGAUCCAGGUGAUCUUGUUUAUUCAGACAUUCAUGAUUGUAGCGAAGAUCUUCAGGAAGCAUACGUGAGCUCUCGCACAAACUGAGGACACUGGAUGCGAGAGUAAGGUAUGCUCCGGGAAUCAGCGCCAGGCUCGUUGUAAAUUCCAACGUACGCAGCACCACAUGAGUUUACUCUGGUGAGUUUCCUCGAACGCGAAGAAGUGCUGCUUGAUCGCUUGAUCUCCUCUCCCGGUUUUACUGCUGCUGCUGCUGCUGCCGGUGGCGAUUCCCUCGACUUGAAACGAGUGAACUUGGCGCGGAUUUUCUUCUUCCAAGAGCACUUGGCGCGGAUUUUCUUCUUCCAAGAGCACGGGAACAGACCUUUGGGCCACCACGCUCUCCAUCGAAACUCCAUUCUUCUCAAGCUCGACUUGUGGCGAUUCCGAUAGCUUAUCAUUGUCACUUCUUGUUGCGCGUCUGCUUCCAUCCUACCUCCCUCCCUUCGCUUUCGAGUAUAAAAACUAGAAAAAAACCUUCCUUUGCACUCUAAGUAAGCAUUACAAUCAAAUUUUACGCAAAACACAA
Molecule: messenger RNA, 1547 nt
Organism: Selaginella moellendorffii
Lineage: Eukaryota; Viridiplantae; Streptophyta; Lycopodiopsida; Selaginellales; Selaginellaceae
Product: ribosome biogenesis protein TSR3 homolog
Exons: 11
Coding region: 68-964 (298 amino acids)
Biological process (GO): maturation of SSU-rRNA
Molecular function (GO): rRNA small subunit aminocarboxypropyltransferase activity
Source: RefSeq, a predicted model, not a curated record